CAAACAGUGAUUUUCUAUGUUAUUCUAAAACCUUCAAGUUUUAGUCUGACAUUUUCAUUUGAUAAAAUCUCUGGAAGCAAUAAUCGUUUUAUCUAUUUUUACUGCACAUUCUCUUGCAUUAAGAGCUUUUUUUCCCUGAUUAGUUAGUACCAGUUGCUGCACAACUCCUGUGAGAAGCAUUUCCAGGAUAAGAUUUUAUUUUUUUUUUUUGUUUGCAGAGAAAAACAGAGAAGGCAUUGCUCGAUCCAACAAUUGAGAAAUAAAGGGGAGGAGGGCUUGUAAAUCCUGUUAUUCCAAAGCUUGAGUCAGAGCGGGGUAGGCAACAGAAGCUGCAAAAUGAAGCUCUGCAUUGUCUCAGUACUUCUCCUGAUCUGGACUGUGGAGGCCUCAGACAGAUUCUUCAUCUCAGCCCCCAGUAUUUUUCAUUUGGGUGUGAAAGAGAAAGUGGUCGUCCAGAUGGAAGAUGAUUAUCUCAACCGACCCGUUACUCUCUACCUGGAGGACGAAAAUACUGGGACACUUAUGUCUAACGAUGAAACUACUCAAUGUACUCAAAAAGGGGAAAUCAAAAUUGUUGAACUGAUGAUAAACAGAGAGAAUUGGUUAAAAAAAUAUGAACGUAAACAACGGCCAUACCUUAAUCUGGUGGCAGAGGUCUCCAACUCCACUACAAGGAAAAUAACAAGGGUUCUGGUUACAAAUCACAGAGGAUAUAUCUUCAUCCAGACUGAUCAGCCAAUGUACAACCCAACACAAAAAGUGAGAUUCAGGAUAUUCACUCUUGAUCAUAUGUUUAGGCCACAUGAGGAAACCAUCCACAUAUCAGUAUUUAAUGCUGCUGGAAACAAAGUAAUGAAGCUUUCAAGGGCUGCAGUGGGAGGAAUUUAUAAAGAUCAUUUCCCAAUUUCAAGUGUAUCUAAAAUGGGUACAUGGAAGAUAACCGCACACUAUGAUGGUGAUGAGGCAMAUGCUGUCCGAGAAUUCAAAGUCCAAAAAUUUGUUUUACCAAGUUUUGAGGUGAACAUUAAAAUGGAGCAGCGUUACAUUUUGUUGAACGACGAAAGGCUUGACUUCACAAUCUUAGCAACGUACUCACAUGGUGAAAAAGUCAAAGGGGCUUACCACUGCCAGUUUGGAGUGGUGAAAAAAGAUGCAACCUUUGGUCAAAAAACACCAGAAUUUAUAAGGGGGCUGGAACUGGCUGGCUCGGUCCAGAAUGGAACAGCAGACUUUACCCUUCAGUUAAAUGAGAUUAAUUCAAAACUCAUGAAACAGAUGAACAAAACCCUCUCUGACUUACCGAAAAGUGGAUCACAGAUCUAUGUGGGAGUAUAUGUCACCAACAUUCAAAGUGGUGAAAUACAGGAGGAGGAAGUGUUUCUUCCCAUCAUCUUCCAAAAAUACAGCUUAGAUCUUUCCCGAAUUCGUUCUCAUUUUAUCCCUGGAUUUCCACUUGAAGUGCCGAUGGUYAUGCAUCUCCCAGAUGACAGCCCUGCAGCUGAUGUACCGAUAAAUAUUACUGUUAGUGCAGGUGAUGCACGGGUACACUGGAACGGCACCACUGACCAGGAGGGAGCAGUGUCUCCUGUUUUUGAAACUCGUAAUGCAACUAAUAUUGCAAUUGAAGUGUCAGCAGAGGGUAUUCAUAAAAGAAAAAUUAUACCUAGCACUCUGCAAACUAAUAACUAUCUUUACAUGGCAAUUACCCAUGAGGUGUACUCUGUGAAUGACUUCCUUUCAGUACAAUUUAACACCUUCAAUGGCCCGAGAAGAGGACAUAUAUACUACAUGGUUUUGAGCCGUGGGAUCAUAAUAAAAACUGGCUCACUUGCAAUUGGUCCAUCCGUUACUCACAAAGUGCAAAUAACAGCUGAUAUGGUUCCAUCUUUCCGCGUAAUUGGUUAUUACCACGGCACAAAUGGUGACAUCGUAGCUGACUCGGUGUGGGUUGAUGUCAGAGAUGAAUGUGAGAUAAAAGUCAAGGUAGAGCACAAAGGACAGCCUAAGCCUGGACAAAAAUCUGUGCUAGAACUGGAUUUACACGCUCAGUCUGCAAAAGUGGCUUUGCUGGCUGUGGAUAAAGCAUUCUACGCUCUCAAAGCUAAUAAUAAACUUACAGACAAACAGGUGUUUUCUACCAUGAAGCUCUAUGACCACGGCUGUACAUAUAGUGGAGGAGCUAACCCGUCAUCAGUCCUUUUGGAUGCUGGCCUCUCUUUUGUAUCACACUCUGAAACACAUUGGAGGAGGAAUAUUAAGUGUAAUCCAGAAAAUGCACGAUUAAGACGAUCAGUGGAUCCUCACCAGGAAAUGAUGACUUUAGUUACAGAGUUGAAGUUAAAACCUGAAGAGCAAGACUGUUGCACUCAUGCAUUUUCUCCCAUCCCUAUGAGACGAACAUGUGAAGAAAGAGCAACGAGAGUUCAACUAAUACAAGGAAAUCAAAUGUGUGUGGAUGUUUUUCUAAAAUGCUGCAAAGCAGCAGAGAAGAUGAGACAAAAAGAGAUGCWAGAGGAUGUCCAGGAUGGACUCGGCAGAACUGCAACCUCAGCUGAUAUUGAGAAGUUCUUCCAGGAAACUUCUAAUCAGUACAUCCGGCAAUAUUUUCCUCCAAGCUUUGCAUUUACAGAGUUUGAUGUGAAUGGAAAACAUUUAUAUUCAUUGACUCUACCAGACUCCAUCACAACGUGGGAAAUUCAGGUGGUCACGUUAUCUCCUGCUACUGGUUUCUGUGUAGUUAAACCACAUGAAGUCAAAGCAUUUAAAGAAACAUUUGUGUCUCUGAGGCUGCCUUACUCUGUUAAAAAAUAUGAACAACUAUCUGUGUCACCUGUUAUCUACAACUAUGGCACAGAACCACUACAGCUGGCUGUACAUAUGGAGCAAACUGAAGGACUUUGCUCUCCUGCAUCAGCCACAAAACUCUCCUUUGUUACAAUAGAUGUUGAGCCACAGUCUUCUCAGUUUGUUUCUUUCUCUGCUGUCCCUAUGGUCACKGGAUCAAGAGCCAUCAAAAUACGCCUGUUUGACAUUAAAAAUAGCUAUGGAAUAGAUGCAGUGGAGAAAAUUUUAAAUGUGCAGACAGAGGGGUUAGAAGAAAGAGUGGAAGAAACCACAGUAGUUAAACUAGAUGGGCAGAGUUCAAAAACAAUAUACAUUGAUGGCAGUUUGCCARAUGAAACCGUCCCAGACUCCAGCUCCAGCAUGUUCGUUUCAAUAGAAGGUGACGGAUUUGGCAGUUCACAAGCUAUGAAGCUUCUUUCUCCAGAGAAGGUUGCCAGUUUGAUUGUACUGCCCAAAGGCUGUUUGGAACAGACUAUGAACAAACUGGUACCUAYUGCUUUAGCGCUCCGCUACCUCGACUUAACCGAUCAGUGGUUUGACCUGCCUCCUGACGCCAGAGACGAGGCUCUGGCUAACGUUGAACGUGGUUAUAUGAGAAUUUUUGAAUUGAAAAGAAAAAACUUUGGUGUUUAUGGAACAUUCUCAUCUGUGCCRUCUAGCAACUGGGUAACUGCCUAUGUGGUGAAAGUUUUGUCGUUGGUGUCGGAACGUCAAACAGCAGCUGCUGGACAGCAGGGUCGGAGUAGCAAAGCUGUACCAACAGAGGAACUCAUCCAGUCAGUCAGUUAUUUGCUUAAUAAGCAGCAGAAAGACGGGUCGUUCAAAGAUCGAAAACCUGUGUUACACAGAGAUCUUUUGAAAAACCAAGAUACCUGGCUGACUGCUUUUAUUACGCUUGCGUUGAAUCGCUCCCUUCAGUUCCUGCCACCUAAGAGUCAACCACAUGUGGAAGACCGUAUAUUAAGAGCAACAACGUAUCUCGAGUCCCAACUACCAGAGCUAAGCCAUACCUACAUCAUGGCCUUAACAGCUUAUUGCCUCUCAGUCUGUCGGCCUCAAGAAGAAGUCCGAUUAUCUGCAUGGAGGAAACUUAAGUCAAGAGCAAUAUUAGAUGACAAUCAAUGCUACUUCUGGACUGAACAUCCCAAUCAAGCAAAUCAAGUUGAUGCAGAUGCCACCACAGUCGAGACAACAGCCUAUGCCCUUCUAACUGCUGUGGAACUUGCAGAUUAUGAGUGGGCAGACCAAAUAGCCUGUUGGUUAACCAGCCAAGAAAACUAUUUUGGAGGCUACAAAUCAACACAAGAUACAGUCAUGGCACUUGAAGCCCUGGCAGACUAUGAAAUAAAAAAGCCCAGACCAGAAGGAAACAUAAAAGCAGUGUUCACUGUUCCAGGAAAGGCUGAAAUUCUAACACUUCAACUAAAUAAUAUAAGAGAAAAAGUGGAAACAGAGCUGAAGAUGCUUAAAGGGAACAACAUCACGGUUCAGCUGACAGGAAAAGGAGAAUUCAAGUUAAAAACUGAAAAAGCCUUCCAUCUGCUGGACCCUGAGGACGACUGUACCCAUCUUUCUAUCAGUGUCACAGUGGAGGGGAAGGUGAAGUACACUGCUAAGGUCAUCGAAAAUUAUGAAUAUUAUGAUUACGAUGACACUGAAGACAAGGCGGCACAAGAGGCGCCAGUUGAAAUUGAUCAUUCUGAUGCUCCCAUAAGAAGCAGGAGAGAUCUUGAGAACACCAUAAAUCCAGACAACACUGUUACCUACACUGUCUGUGUCAGUCUUAACCCAAACACCAAGCUAUCAGGAAUGGCUAUAGCUGACAUCACACUACUUAGUGGAUUUGAAGCUAAAAUGGAAGACCUUGACAGGCUAAAGCAGCCACCUGAACAAUAUAUUACCCAUUAUGAGUUAUCCUUUGGAAGAGUGCUCAUCUACUUCAAUGAGCUCUUUGAGCAGCAGGAAUGUUUUAGUUUUGAUGUUGUACAAAGUGUCCCGAUUGGUCUUCUACAGCCUGCUCCAGCUGUGUUCUACGAUUAUUACGAACCAAGCAGAAAGUGCACUGUGUUUUACUCUGCCCCAAAAAGAAGCAAGAUGGUCUCCACGCUGUGUUCAGAUGACGUCUGCCAAUGUGCAGAAAGGCCCUGUCAUAAACUGCAGGAUACAUUCAAAUCCAAGAGAGGUGAAAGAAUCACGAAGGCAAAGCGAGCAGAACAUGCUUGCUUCUACCCAAAAGCGGAUUAUGCAUACAUUGCUGAGAUCCAGAGUGUUUCUGUUAAGAGCAACUUUGAGCUGUACAAAGCUAACAUAAAGGAGGUCCUCAGUUUUGAUGGAGAUCGUCGUGUAAAUGCCAAUUCUGUCCGAGUGUUUGCCAGGAGGCUUCAGUGUAAAGGGGAGCUAGAAUUAAAAAAACAAUAUCUCAUUAUGGGCAAAGAUGGCGCCACUAAGGAUUCAAAUGGAGAGAUGCAGUAUCUGCUGGAGUCARACACCUGGGUGGAAAAAAGGCCUCUGAAACACGACUGCAAAAAAUCUGCUAACAGACAGGGUUGUAAUGAGUUUAAUGCUUUCAUAGMAGACUUUAAGAUUAAUGGCUGCACACAGUGAACUCAACUUUCACUGAAACUCAUACGUGUUGCAUGCGUUUACUGUAACUGCCAUUACAGUAGAGGGCAAGAGCUAAUUUUUAAAUAUCUGUAAUGUGUUUCCUUUUAGUUACAGUGUUAUAAAUCAUCACAAUCAUCUAGUCAGUAUUUAACAAAACAGAUUCAUACCAGCUCUACACAUUUGUUAUUCAGUCACAAUGUAAUUUAAAAAUAACCAAUCAAUGUCCAGAUUAUACAAGCUACAAAGGAACUUAAAACAUGACUUCAUUCUGAGUAUGUGUAUCAUUACUUGCUGAAAAUGAGACUGAACGUAGUAAAAGACAAAUACUCUACUCAGAAAGGCRCAUUUGCUUUUUUAUGUCUCUCCCAUAAGUGUGAUUCAUUUUGGUUUGGAUUUAGCUUUCCUGUGAAAUGUAUUUAUUUAAUGUUUUCUUUUACCUUUACGGGCAGCAAAAGCCCUGAGAGGGGUCUCUGUACUCAACUCAACUCCAGUCAAAGUAAAGCCCCCCUCCCUCUUCCUGCCUCACAUCUGCAAGCUAAAAAGGAGGAGGUGGGAGGGUGUGGUUUUGGCUACAUGGAGCCUACUGACUUGCUCCUAUUGGAAAGGCAAGGUUCGGAUCAAUCAUACCCCUCAUGAGGGUAAAAAAAAAACAACCUCAAAUAUGCUUUUUCUGAAAUAUGGUCAGAUAGGAAGUGUGAUGCAGAAUGUGCAAUUACAUAAUUCAAAAAUAGGGGUUGGGGGCAGUAGCUGUGAGGAGUUCGUCCUUGAGGAGGCGAGAAACAAGCAAAGGCUUAUGUGCUUAUAUUAUUCUAAUCUGAGUCUGGGUCCAAUGUAAGCAACAUGGGGGGACUGACCAUCACUUCAAUCACAGCUAGGUAAAUGCCUGCCCUGUUCCAGUUUCACCAUUAACCGUUUCAUUAAAGCCAAAUUAAUAAAGGGUAAAUAAAUAUG
Messenger RNA from Austrofundulus limnaeus, 6399 nucleotides. It is a transcript of the gene c4b, whose product is annotated as complement C4B (Chido/Rodgers blood group). Gene Ontology annotation, biological process: complement activation. Bases 337 to 5448 code for a protein of 1703 amino acids. Lineage: Eukaryota; Metazoa; Chordata; Actinopteri; Cyprinodontiformes; Rivulidae. Gene Ontology annotation, cellular component: extracellular region. Gene Ontology annotation, molecular function: protein binding; endopeptidase inhibitor activity. The transcript has 41 exons. The record is from RefSeq and is a predicted model, not a curated record.